Molecule: messenger RNA, 880 nt
Organism: Fusarium graminearum PH-1
Lineage: Eukaryota; Fungi; Ascomycota; Sordariomycetes; Hypocreales; Nectriaceae
Product: 60S ribosomal protein L26-1
Exons: 3
Coding region: 60-470 (136 amino acids)
Biological process (GO): ribosomal large subunit biogenesis; cytoplasmic translation
Cellular component (GO): cytosolic large ribosomal subunit; ribosome
Molecular function (GO): RNA binding; structural constituent of ribosome
Source: RefSeq, a predicted model, not a curated record
AUCCGUUCUUCAUUGCUCGACUAACUUUCCAGCGUCGUCCUCGCCAAACCACCGCCACAAUGACCAAGAUCAACCCCUCCGUCGCUUCUUCUCGCCGCAAGAGCCGUGCUGCUCACUUCAAGGCUCCCUCUGACCAGCGCCGUGUUAUCAUGAGCGCUCCCCUCUCCAAGGAGCUCCGUGAGCAGUACAACGUCCGCUCUAUCCCCAUCCGAAAGGACGACGAGGUCACCAUUGUCCGUGGUUCCAACAAGGGCCGUGAGGGCAAGAUCACCUCCGUGUACCGUCUCAAGUACGUUGUCCAUGUCGAGCGUGUCACCCGCGACAAGGCCAACGGCCAGUCCGUUCCCCUGGGCAUCCACCCCUCCAACUGUGUCAUCACCAAGCUCAAGCUUGACAAGGACCGUGAGGACAUUCUGCGCCGCUCCAAGGUUGGCCGUGAGCUCGCUGCCAACAACAAGGUCACCGCUUAAGCGGAUGAUUUUGUCGAGCAACACCAACAAAAAACCAACAUUUGGAACUUUCAAGACGACAUGAUCAAACCUUCCCUCCCAGGCGAGGACAAAUCUUUUCUUUUUUCACCACUCACAAUCACGGCACCAAUGUGAGCAACAUCAAGGGCAAAAGUUGAUGAGGAAAUGGGCAUAAUACUCCGGCGUUUUACGAUACCUGCGUGCUUUCCUUCGGACGGCGCGGUACCCGGUCUACAGCAGGGUAGAUGAAUUGAGAAUUUUUAGGGUUCUCAAUGGCCAUUUCACUCACUGGUGAAAUGCUCCAUGGGAGGUUUAUCCCGAAGUCUUGACCUGCUCUCUCCCCACAUGCACAUUCGCGAGUCCCCUCGUGAUGUUCUGUUGGACAGAUGCUCCGUCCCAUCUGUCCUCUC